Myxocyprinus asiaticus (Chinese sucker) is the source of this 6030-nucleotide messenger RNA. It is a transcript of the gene fggy, whose product is annotated as FGGY carbohydrate kinase domain containing. Gene Ontology annotation, molecular function: kinase activity; phosphotransferase activity, alcohol group as acceptor. The transcript has 16 exons. Gene Ontology annotation, biological process: carbohydrate metabolic process. Bases 111 to 1745 code for a protein of 544 amino acids. The record is from RefSeq and is a predicted model, not a curated record. NCBI's taxonomy places the organism in Eukaryota, Metazoa, Chordata, Actinopteri, Cypriniformes, Catostomidae.
UGAGGAUCCAAAGUACACGAGUUUUGUUGUUGUCUUCUUGGUGAAGCUCUCUCUGAAAACUUUGAACUACUGAUGCUGGAACACACGAUUUCACUCUGCCGGACAGAGAAAUGAGCAGUUAUUAUGUUGGAGUGGAUGUGGGCACUGCCAGUGUACGUGCAGCUCUGGUCACGCAAGACGGUCAUGUCAAACACAUGGCAGAGGAGCCCAUUCACAUAUGGGAACCGUGUGCUGAUCAUUACGAACAAUCAUCUACAGAUAUUUGGACCAAAUGCGGCAAUGUUGUGAAGAAAGUAACUCAGGACAUUGAUCCAAAUGCUGUUCGAGGAAUUGGAUUUGAUGCCACCUGUUCUUUAGUAGCUCUGGACGGAAACUUCCAGCCUGUGGCUGUUAAUCAAACUGGUGUGAAAGAGAGGAAUGUUUUGAUGUGGAUGGACCAUCGUGCUGCAGAACAAGCCUCUCGCAUCACAGCCAUGAAUCAUAAAGUCCUGCAGGGGGUCGGUGGUGUGAUGUCACCUGAAAUGCAGCCACCUAAAUUACUGUGGCUCAAAGAGAAUCUGCGGGAAAGUUGUUGGAAAGAAACAGCACAUUUCUUUGACCUUCCGGACUUUCUGUCAUGGAAAGCUACGGGGUCCUUAGUAAGGUCUUUAUGUACUCUAGUAUGUAAGUGGACAUAUUCACCAUCAGAUGGGUGGGACGACACUUUCUGGACAGCUAUUGGUCUAGAGGACCUGCUUGAGAACAGUUAUUCCAAAAUAGGAAAGCUAACAUGUUGUCCAGGAAGUCCGGUUGGAGGUGGUCUCACCCUGGAGGCGGCUGCAGAUUUAGGCCUGAAACAAGGCACAGCUGUGGGAGCUUCACUCAUUGAUGCCCACGCAGGCGGGUUAGGGGUCAUUGGAGCAGACUUGAGGGGGCACCACCUGCCUUGUGAAAAGCAACCAAUCACAUCACGUAUGGCUAUUAUAUGUGGAACAUCUUCAUGUCACAUGGCUGUGAGCACUCAGGCGCUGUUUGUUCCUGGGGUCUGGGGCCCGUAUCUGUCCGCCAUGCUGCCAGGAUUAUGGCUAAAUGAGGGAGGCCAGAGUGCAACUGGAAGACUGGUUGACCAUAUGGUAAAAGGACAUACAGCUUACACACAGUUAAAAGAGCAGGCGGAUUCAAGUGGGAAACACAUUUACUCAUAUCUGAACUUCCACCUGGAACAAAUGGCCACAGACGCAACACACGUGGAGCAGCUGACAGCCGGCCUGCAUGUGUGGCCUGAUUUCCAUGGCAACCGCUCACCACUGGCUGACCAGACAUUAAAGGGCAUGGUUGUUGGUCUCACUUUAUCACAAACUUUGGAUGACUUGGCCCUGCUGUAUCUUGCAACUCUGCAAGCAAUUGCUUUUGGCACAAGACACAUCAUUGAUGCCAUGAAAGAGGCAGGACAUGACAUCACAACCCUCUUCCUCUGCGGUGGGCUCAGCAAGAACGCUCUGUUCGUGCACACUCAUGCCAACACCACGGGUCUGCCUGUUGUGCUGCCGGCAGAGAGAGAGGCAGUGUUAGUAGGAGCCGCUGUUUUAGGAGCCUGUGCCUCAUCUGACUACAGCUCCAUUCAGGAAGCAAUGGAGAAGAUGACCGAAAUAGGACAUGUUGUCAGGCCUAACAAUGAGCUAGAAAGCUUUUACAGAAAGAAGUAUGCUGUAUUUCUACGCCUUUACAAUCACCAGAAGGAAUACCUCAAACUCAUGCAGGAUUGAUGUUUGAAAGGCAUCACCAGUUAGACAUGUUUGAGCUGAUGCCUUGCCUCCAAUUGAUGGACAAAUUAAAAGGUUGAUGGACUAUAUACUAUUCUAGAGCAUUUUGUAGCAUUUAUUUCUUUAUUUGGUUAAAAUGAUCACAAUGAUACCGUAAAACCACUAGAUUUUCAAUAAUCUUUCCAUUUACUGUAUGCAACAAAGGGGUACUAUCACAAACACCUACACAUCCCCAUACACAUCUGUAACAAUUAAGGAAAGGAGGAAGCUGGGGCCGGCUUGACAAAACAAGUAAACAUUUAUUGUUGCACUUUUCAGUCACACACAAUAAGACACCGCUUUUCAGCAGUACACAAAAGGUUUGCAGCAUCCACCACAAUGUCAUGCAGAAACACACACACAGACAGCUUCGUGCGUCUCUCUCUCUCGUCUGCCCUGUCUCCUCUCCUUAAAUACUACUGCCGCUGCCCCUCACUGGAAUGCGAGACUGGUGUGGCACACAGGUGGACCUCAUUCACCACUUAUCUUCCCGGCCUCGCUCUGCCCAGACGCCACUCGGCCCUGCCCUGCUCGCCACAACAUCUCUUCUCUUCUCUUCUCCUCUGCAUCAUGGUGACUGAGUGUGGGGGAGGAAUCACCAAUAUAAAAAAUUAUGUUGUAGAGAUUAACCACAACUACUCAUGAAAAGAAGCACAUAGAUGUAAAUGUUGAAGUAUUAGGAAUUAAACUCUUUUAAAGACCACUGUGGCAUGCAUUACUUAGUUUUAUUGCCAUUUUGCCCAUAAAAUUUGUUUUUAACAAACGGCUCACUCCAUUCACCACAUGUAAUGUCCUGCAGUGUGACAUCUAUACUCCAUCUAAAAUAAUUUUUAAACAGCUUUUCCUUUUCUUAUUAUUUUAGAUUUAUGAUGCAUGCAGCUCAUAGUAAUAUAGCAGAGUUUCUGCAGGUCUAAAAAAGUCUUAAAUUGCCCUUUUGCAAAUUAAGGCCUUAAAAAGGUCUUAAAUCGGUGCAACAAGACUUAAAUUCAUAAGGUCAUGGUAUCAAAUGUUGCAUGAGGUAUUGGUUUCUCAUUGUGUUUAAGUUGUUUUAAAGUGAAGAGUAAUUUCUGGGUAUGAAUAGUACUCAUACCAAAUUUGCGGUCUCUAGGAUAUACUCUAUAUUGCCUCCACCAGUUCAAAAAUGCACUUUUCUGCUGUGCAUAUUUUUUGUUGUUGUUGUGAUUAACAUUUUUUUAUUGAUUCAUCUAUUAAACACUGAAAAGCAAAACAUAUACAAAUAGAAUCAAUAUUUAACCCUCACAAUCCCCGUCCCCCAUCCCCCAACAACACCCCAGUUGUCACAUAAUUAUAGACACACAAGCAAACAAAAAAAACAAAAACAAAAAAAAUAUAUAAUAAUCACACACAUCCACUACACCUCUCUCUCCACUGUCCCUCCCUGAGAGCCCUUCAAAAAAGCCAGAUACUUGCCCCAUUUCUCCACAAACAAGUCUAAAUUCCUCAGUCUUCUGGAUGCCCCUCUUCAAAAGCUGCUACCCUGCCCAUCUCCAAACACCAUUCCUGAAAUGGGGGUGCUCCAGCUGACUUCCAACCCCUUAAAAUUCUCUGUCUGGCAAUCAUAAUGCUAAUUAGGACCCAGUUUUUUUAUGUGCUUAUUCUCCAUAUUAAUGACUGCCCCAUCACCUAAAAUACAGAUUCUGGGGCAAAAUAAAAUUUGAGAUCCCAAUAUCUCAGAUCCUAUGCUACAGAACUGGCUCCACUUGUGUUAGAAGUUUAUACUGAAUCAUUAAAGAAUGGAAAGCUUCCUCCAACCAUGACACAAGCCCAGAUCAGUCUGAUUCUUAAAAAGGACAAAGAUCCAAGCGAGUGUAAAAGUUACCAUCCAAUCUCCCUGAUCAACUAGAUGUAAAAAUUUUGUCAAAAAUUUUGGCUAACCGAUUAAGUAAGGUUAUGACAUCUCUUAUACAUAUAGAUCAGGUGGGGUUUAUUCGGGGCCGCAGCACUUCUGAUAACAUCAGGCGUCUCAUUAAUAUCAUGUGGUCAGUAGCGAAUGAUCAGUCUCUGGUCGCUGCCAUCUCACUUGAAGCCGAAAAGGCGUUUGAUAUGGUAGAAUGGGAUUAUCUUUUUAAGAUUUUGGAAAUGUAUGGGUUCGGGAAUACAUUUAUUGGUUGGAUUAAUUUAGUUUAUAGACACCCUGUUGCAGUGGUACAGACAAAUGGAUUAACUUCAGAUUAUUUUACUCUGAAUAGGGGCACUCGGCAGGGUUGCCCUCUUUCCCCAUUAUUGUUCUGUCUUGCCCUGGAACCAUUAGCAGCCUUGAUAAAAAAGGAGGAUGAUUUUCCAGGGGUGAUUGUGGGAGGUGUGGCGCAUAAGCUUCUGCUUUACGCAGAUGAUAAUUUUUUAUUCGUCUCCGACCCCACUAGAUCUAUGCCUUGCCUCCACAGAAUUAUUAAUUCCUUUUCCUAGUUUUCAGGAUACAAAGCCAAUUGGUCUAAAUCCGAAGCUUUGGCUUUGACAGCAUACUGUCCAGUAACGGCCUUCCAACCGGGCGCCUUCCAGUGGCCCAAACAGGGCAUUAAGUAUUUGGGAAUUUUAUUUCCAGCAAAUUUGUCUGAUUUAGUCAGAGUUAAUUUUGAUCCCUUAAUAAAAAGGUUUUCAAAUGAUGUGGACAGGUGGGCUUCAUUACACUUAUCGAUGAUUGGGAAGGUUAAUGUAAUUAAAAUGAAUUGUAUUCCAAAAUUCAACUACCUGUUACAAUCUCUCCCUAUAGAUGUCCCCCUCUCUUAUUUCAAGCAAUUUGAUAGCAUAGCGAAGUCCUUCAUUUGGAAUGGUAAGCGUGCCAUAUUAAAUUUCAAUAAGUUACACAGGCCGAUUGACAAAGGUGGGUUAGGCCUACCCAUGAUUUUGUUUUAAUAUGAUGCAUUCAGUCUCAGACAUUUGGCUCAUUGGUCGCUUCCACCUGAGAGAGCCCCUCCCUGGUUUUGUAUUGAAAAGGAAGCUCUUGCCCCUAUCUCGCCUCUGCAAAGCCUUUCGAUCAAAUUAAUCGGAGAAGUUAAGUCACACCCCGUUAUUUUGCAUUUACACACGAUAUGGACAAAAGUGUCCAGAGUGUUUAAUUCGGAUAUUUAUUUAAAUGUAGCCUUGAGCAUCUGGCAGAACCCUAAACUAUGCAUUAAGUCCCCUUUCUGUUAGUCAGAUUGGAUUGUGAGGGGGGAUAAUUCACUCGGUAACCUAUAUGAGAGUGGAGUAUUGAGACCUUUUGAAAAUUUGGUUCAACUUUUUGGGAUUCCCAGAUCUCAAUUUUAUAAGUAUUUACAGCUGCGGCACCUACUCUGCACUGUUUUUGGGAGUGGCACGCACCCCCCUAGUGCGGCAGAUACUCUGGGAGUGGUGAUUACUGCUUUUGGAAAAGGUCAUGAGGCAUCAGUGUAUUACUCCCUGCUAAUUCAGAGUCUGGGGGACAGAGCUUUAAAUUUCUUCAAUUUAAGAUUCUACAUCGAUUUUAUUGGACCCCUUCUAAAUUGUAUAGGCUUGAUCUUAAGGACACACCCACCUACUGGUGAUGCCAUUCAGAAGAUGGAGACACCACCCAUGUUUUUUGGGGGUGUCGUAAGAUACAGGAGUUCUGGUUGAGGGUCUAGAAUUUUAUGGGUGACGUAUUGGGUACUCGGAUCUCCUUUUGCCCCAGGCUCUGUAUUUUGGGUGACGGGGCAGUCAUUGAUGUAGGAGAUAUGUACAUGAAGAAUUGGAUCCUGGCCGGUGUUAUGGUGGGCAGACAGGUUAUCCUUAGAGGAUGGAAGUCAGCUGGAGCCCUCUUGUUUCGUGAGUGGUGCAUGGAGAUGGGCAGGGUGACAGCUUGGGAAGAGUUGUCAUAUAGAAGGCUAGGUAACCCGGAUAUGUUCAUCAGGAGGUGGGGCAGCUAUUUGGCCUUUUUGGAGGGCUCUCAGGGAGGGGCAGUGGAGGGAGACCUGUUGUUUUAAAUUUGUAUGUUUUAGCCUUUUUGUUUUUGAACAUAUACUUUUUUUAAUGUAUAUCUAAAUAUUUUCUUCUGUUUUAUUUUCUGUUUGUGUGUCUUUGUCAGUUGUAUUUGACCACUGUGGUAUCUGUUUGUGUUGGGUGAUGGGGUGGGGUGGUUAAUAUUUGGGAGGAAGGAUUGUAAAUAAUAUAAUGUGAUUCCAAAUAUUCUGUUUUGUUUUUGUUUUGUUUUUAUUAUUAUUAUUUAUAUAUAUAUAUAUAUAUGUGUGUGUGUGUGUGUGUGUUAUAUGGAAUCAAUAAAAACUUUUAAUAA